Vespa velutina is the source of this 718-nucleotide messenger RNA. It is a transcript of the gene Phf5a, whose product is annotated as PHD finger-like domain-containing protein 5A. Gene Ontology annotation, cellular component: U12-type spliceosomal complex; U2 snRNP; precatalytic spliceosome. Bases 152 to 484 code for a protein of 110 amino acids. The transcript is spliced from 3 exons. The record is from RefSeq and is a predicted model, not a curated record. Gene Ontology annotation, biological process: mRNA splicing, via spliceosome. NCBI's taxonomy places the organism in Eukaryota, Metazoa, Arthropoda, Insecta, Hymenoptera, Vespidae.
UAUCCGAUCUCUAUAAUUAACUUAUUUAAGACAUAAUUCAAUACACAAAUAACAAUUAUUAUGAUAAAUAAGUUUGUUUUUAAGUCAGCAAAUAUAUAACCUAUAAAACUAUAUGUAUUGAUAAAACUAUAAGUAAUUAUUUCUUAUAAAAAUGGCCAAGCAUCAUCCAGAUUUGAUUUUUUGUCGUAAACAGCCGGGUGUUGCAAUUGGCCGUCUCUGUGAAAAAUGUGAUGGCAAAUGUGUUAUUUGUGAUUCCUAUGUUAGACCUUGUACUCUUGUUAGAAUAUGCGAUGAAUGCAAUUAUGGAUCAUACCAAGGACGUUGCGUGAUAUGUGGAGGACCUGGCGUAUCAGAUGCAUACUAUUGUAAAGAAUGUACAAUUCAAGAAAAAGAUAGAGAUGGUUGUCCUAAAAUAGUAAACUUAGGUAGUUCCAAAACAGAUCUCUUCUACGAGAGAAAAAAAUAUGGAUUUAAAAGAAGAUAAUUUUGUUUUAUUAGUUGUCAGUAAUCAUAAGGAAAUAAAUUUUUUUUUAACAUAUUGUAAUAUAACGAUUUUUCCAUUAAUUUUUAUUAAAUCAUAGGGUAUGAUAUUUUGAUAACUCAUAAAUGAUUUCACAUUAGAUAAUAAGAUAAACGUUUAAAGUAAAGAUAAAGUGUAUUAUGUACUAUUUAAUAUAUAUACAAGAUAAUGUCUAUAAAUAAACAUGCCUUUUCAUUA